AUGUAUGUGGAAUUGAACGGAACUCUGCAGAAUCUAUUUAAACCAGAAUUUUUCGAAAUUCCACAUAGGUCAAUGACUCUAAAACAACCUGCACACGAUGAGGAGGUUAGUCAACCCUAUACCGGUAAGAAAGUGGAAGCCGCAAAGCAAGAGACCCCGAAUACAUGUAAUGACUUGAAGGAGAACAUCAAAUUUUGUAUGAAGGACGGUAUGACACCAGUGAUGGUGGCGGACGACAUGGAAGACAGCUGGAGGACAUUUCCAGAAUUGCUGGAUUCCAAUGUCUGUCUCAUGGAUUGCAAAACCCUGAGGGAUGAAACGGUAAAGAAACGAUAUAUGAAAUCUUUCAGAAAAAAAAUCGAUGGAUAUAUCGAAAAUCUAUGCAUACGGUUACAAAAGAGAAUAGGAAAGCUACCUAAAUUGAACACAAAGGAAUUUCAAAACUGGGGUCAGACAGUGACAGCAGACGUUAUCUACUGUGAACCCACUUCAAAGAAAGAAAUCCAGAAAAUCAUCAAGGCUGCCGCAGACGAGAAAAUCACUGUUCGUUGUGUCGGCUCCAGUCACAGUUGGGCACCCGUGAUCUGUGAUGACCACCAAAUACUGAUGAAUUUCUCCAAUCUUCAAAGUGAUUACGGACAAGGAAAGAAAAUCAGAAUUUCAAAUAGAGCCCGAGCGGAGGUUGAUAUUAUGGCAGGCGUAAAAAUAUCUGAUCUUAAAGAUUUUCAACUUAGGCAUAAACUUCACCUUCCGGUGAAUGUAAUGGCAGAUAUUUUUGAAGUGGUGGGAGUUGUAUCUGUUGGAGCACAUGGUGCCGGAUGGGACAGUAAAAGCAUUAGCGAUCAUGUUGUUAAGAUGCGUAUUUUUGACAGUAAAGGCGAAUUGAGGACUUACACGACUGAAAAUAGGGCCAUGUUACGAGCUGCAUGUGCCUGUUUUGGUUGCUUUGGUAUUAUCUACGAUGUCACACUCAAGAUGGAGCCAGAAAUACUUGUUGAGACGCAAAACUUGUAUUGUAAUCUAAACGAUGUAUUUUACAAUGCCGAGAAAAUGAAAUCAUUAGCAGAGGAAAACUGGUCAACGCAAAUUUUCUGGUUCCCUUACAAUUCCGUUAGUCUGAUAGAUUAUGAACCUAAACAUGACGACUUAUGGAUACGUCUCAUCAACAAAGCACCAGCUGGUGUCGAUUGUGAGGAUUGGGAUUUCUACUUGUGGAGAAAGUCCAAAGACAAAGUUUCGCAAGAAUCAUUAGCUGCGGUGAGUCCUUUGCUGGCUGAAAAUCCAGAACUGACGCCAUAUUUAUCCUGGGCAUCUUUUAAAUCAUUGAAGUAUGUACUAUAUCCAAGUGGAACCAUGUACCAGGAGCUCCCACAUGCAAUACAUUACAGAAAAUACAUCAAAGAAGCUCCUGUACAUGAUAUGGAGUUUAUCUUUGACUACGGUGGUGAUUACGACCAAGUGUUGAAAAUCAUUCAUGUGGUAGUAGGGAAGAUUGAUCAUUAUGAAGAAAAAGAUGAAUAUCCCUUGAACCUUUGUCUUGAAAUGCGGUUUAUGGCAUACAGCGAUGCCUAUCUGGGAUCUGGUACACUGGGUAAUCCUGCAAGUGGGGGAUCCGGACACGUGAUUUGCAUUGAAAUCAUUAGUACUGUUGGAACAAAAGGAUGGGAAAAAUUCAGUACGGAAGUUGGACAGGAGUGGAUGGCGCUUGGAGGUGUUCCUCACUUAGCAAAACAAUGGGAAUAUUUACCUGGUAUUCAUCAACACAUUCAGGAGAAAUUGGGUCCUGGGAUAAAGAGUUUUAAGACAGAGCUGGAUAAAUCAGAUGCUGAUCCAAACGGCAUGUUUCUUACCGAAGGCUUGAAGAAAUUGCUGAAUACACGAGAAUAAGUCAACCCAUCCUGGUCGUUCUAUUGUUUUACAAACCAUCAGAUGCACUUUGUUUACUUCAUGUUAAGGGUAGAUACAUAUAUCUUUCAGUUUUUGAUAGUUUUUGAGUAUGUACUUUGCUUACUUCAUGUUAAGGGUAGAUACAUGUAUCUUUCAGUUUUUGAUAGUUUUUGAGUAUGUACUUUGCUUACUUCA
Messenger RNA from Ostrea edulis (European flat oyster), 2082 nucleotides. RefSeq lists its product as uncharacterized. Gene Ontology annotation, molecular function: D-arabinono-1,4-lactone oxidase activity; FAD binding. The transcript has 9 exons. The record is from RefSeq and is a predicted model, not a curated record. Gene Ontology annotation, cellular component: membrane. NCBI's taxonomy places the organism in Eukaryota, Metazoa, Mollusca, Bivalvia, Ostreida, Ostreidae. The coding region runs from base 1 to 1887 and encodes 628 amino acids.